Molecule: messenger RNA, 864 nt
Organism: Ambispora gerdemannii
Lineage: Eukaryota; Fungi; Glomeromycota; Glomeromycetes; Archaeosporales; Ambisporaceae
Source: the annotation of a GenBank genome assembly
AUGUGGACAUCAGAAUUCAUAGUUUUGGAAUUAUGUGAUAAUGAUAGUUUAGCUGGUCGAAUUCUCGGCAUUAAUGGAGGUAAUAUCGGAGAAGAGAAUCGAGGAAUGGGUAGUUCCGGUAGCCUAUUGGAUACAUUAGAGGAUAAUCAUGUUGCCCGUGAUCUGUUGUCUGAUCAUACAUCCGAACUGACGAAUGAACUCGAUCGGGAAUACACCUUAAAUUUGCAAUCAUUACGUUACAUUUUUGUUUCAUUACGAAAUCCACGAUUGCUUGUUCCACACGUUUUUGUCAAUGAUAUUAGGGAGAUUGAUUUUGUGCAACUGAAAAAAGCUGGAGUUCGAGCCGUGGCAUUUGAUAAAGAUAAUACUUUGACAGCUCCUUAUCAAGAUUCAUUGCAUCCACUAUAUGAGAAAGCGUGGGAAUCAUGCAAAGAAAAUUUUGGGUCUGAUAAUAUUGUGAUAGUGUCGAAUUCUGCUGGAACUCCGGAUGACCAGGAUUUUAAAAGUGCAAAUGAAAUUGAACGAACACUAGGUGUCAAAGUCUUAAAACAUAAAUUAAAGAAACCAGGCGGCGGCGAAUCCCUAAUUUCACAUUUUAACAAAGAAAAUACAAACACCAACCAAAAUAACCGCGCGAUCGCUGUCAUCGGAGAUCGUAUUUUCACCGAUGUUCUCUACGGGAACAUGAAUGGGAUGAUGACUAUUCUCGUGAAGAAUGUUGUUACCGAGAAAGGUGAAAAUUAUUUUGCCCGCAAGAUUCGUCGAGUUGAACGUUCCUUACUUGGUUUGUUGAUCUCAUGCGGUGUUCAGCCGUACUGUCCUUUUAUUACUAAGGAUCAACUGAACAACAUAACAUGCAAUUAA